AUGUCCACAACACUUUCCAUCCCGCAAGCUGCCCUGGACAUGGGUAUCGAGCUGGACUUCAUCAGUGACCCGGAGGACUGGUCCGACUUUGGCCUGAUGGAUAAUGAGGAGUCAUCGACACCGGAGGAGGCCGCAGCGCUGCGCGAGUUCGUACAGGCCUACUACACCCCAAACGCCCUGAACGCGGAAGAGACAGCUCGCAAACUCAUGUCGCUCAAUGAGGACCAUGUGCCAUGCGAUGGCGACUGGGACAAGGGUGAGCGAAUUGCCUAUCUGCUAUGGGAUGUUGGCAUUGAAAUGGUACAGCAUCAGGUCGCUAUCCUGGUACUUGUCGACGCUGCCAUGGCCCUUCCCCGUCUGGAUGCGACGCCUGAGCAGGAGGUCCGGUUUGGGGCGGAGAAGUUGGAGCGGUGGAGGUCAAUGGAGGACUUUUGGGAUGUCUGGGCAACUAGACGGAUGAGAUAUUAUGAAUGGCGGUAUCACCGGCGUGGUCCGGACACGGAAUAUCCCGCCUACCCACGUGCCAAUGCAUUCGUGGCCCGUCAUCUUGUGCUGCAUCCUCCCGACUUUUACUACACCUCUGAGCUGAGUGAAGCCUUCGCCAGGCUGUUCAUGACCCUUGAAAAGGGGUAUGGUCUUGAUAGUGGUUCCGCCCUCAGCUCGCGCGAAGCCCAAGUGCUUAAGACUGCUACCGACGUUCACGGCAUAAUCCCAUUCCUGGUGAUAGCAGGGGAUAUAAUGUACCGAUAUACCGACAGAGAUCUGAUAGCUUGGAGGUUCGCAGCGGCACAUCAAGAAAACCAUGAGCACAACACAAGCGAGUAUUGGCUGUGGUUAUGGUCAAGUGGUUCCGAAAGAUCCCUGUGGAAGGAAGAGAAGGGCGACGGACAUGAAUGGCUGACGCGGGAGAGGUGGGCUUUUUGGAAAAAAAGGUUGUUAUGGAUGUCCGAGCAAACCGAGCUCAAGCAGCGGACUCGGGACGAGGCGAUCAUGCUUGUGCAGGUGAUGACGGAGAUUGAGGGUCGAGGGG
Molecule: messenger RNA, 1030 nt
Organism: Sordaria macrospora k-hell
Lineage: Eukaryota; Fungi; Ascomycota; Sordariomycetes; Sordariales; Sordariaceae
Source: the annotation of a RefSeq genome assembly